AAUGUAUGCACACAUUCUGUACUCUGUAACUUGAUGAAGGUCAUGUUUGAAGGCUAAGCAAUGUUUUCAGCCUUGUUUAUGUGCCUACUGACCACUCGGCGCCUCUGUGUGGUAGCUAUUACCGUUACUCCUUCCAUUAUUUAUUAAUAAUACUCUAAGAAUAUGGUUGUUUUCUUUAAUUGUUUGUGUGUCUGAUUAAUGUCUUAGGCUGUAAAAAUACUUAGUCAGAUCCUAAAAUACUUGUACAUGUUUAGUCACGAUGUGAUCUGACUUCUUAACUGUUGAAAUGUGAAGUCUACUCAACACAAGCGUCUGUUUUGUUUUCUUCUUACUCUUAUGAUCUUCAUUUGUUUUUCAUAUCAGACUUCCUCCCUACAUCCUCGCAUUCUCUCUUAGAUAUUUCUGAAUAGUUUUGCUUAGUUCAGAAUAUUCUAUCAUUUACUGGGUUAUUACUUACCUGAAACUCUGGCGUUCUCAAAAUGUUGCUGAUCUCUGUUUUACAUUUCCCCCCCUUCUACAUAUUUGCGACAUGUUUUACUUUUUGCCUAAGUACCUUUUUUAUAAAAAGAAAAUAGUUGCCAUUUUCUCUAUUUCUGUAUAAUCUUUAUUUUCAAGAUGCUGGGUUGAGGCUCAAUUCUUAGAGAAAUUCUCAAAAGCUACAGUUUUGGCUUCCAACCUGAUCAGUAUUUACUGCUUGUCCAUUUUCAGCCUAGAUAUUAUUGGAAAGUGGAAAACAAUUCAAGACUGUCACAUCCUGUAUAAUUAGCAUACUAGACUGGUAUGUAAAGACCAACAGCAUCCUGUAAUUGUAGAACAAAAUAAUUGGCUGACUUACCCAAAAUGCUUGUGGAAUCUGCUUUGGCAAAUAUAACACUACCACAAUCUUUUGCAGCAAUCCUAGAAUACAUUCAGGAAUUUUGUGCAGAAAAAUUUGACAUAUCAGUAGCAUGGAAAUCUUUAAGCACUGCAUAUGCAAGAAACCACUGGAUACAACCAGGUCACUAUCCGUGCAAUGUCUGUGGUAAAUCAUAUCGUUACUACAGCAGUCUUUAUCGGCACACUGCAUUUGAAUGUGGCAAAGAGCCACAGUUUGCUUGUCCUAAAUGUCCAUACAGAGCAAAGCAAAGGGGUACACUUCGGAAUCACAUUUUAAUGCGACAUCAGCGUAAAGUUCACCUUUCAUCCACACAGCUGGAUAACAGUUAAAUAGUGUAAAUGAUUUUAGGAGCAUUAAUAUAGUGAGUUUGUGCAAUUUUUUUAAUACAUGUAACAGAAAGCUGUGAAAAAUGUAUCGUUCUGUGUGUCAGUGUAUUUCUUGUAAUGCCAAGCUGUGUUAGUUCCUUCUUUAUAAAUUCAAGGAAAAAUAUUUUCGAGAAGAAAUGGCUGGCAUAAUAACCUGGUGGAGAUUGAAUUAGUCAUCUGCUUUGCACAUCUGGACAAAAGUAAUUGUUAAAGAUAACACCAUGUGUUGGACAUGAUUCUGUGUAACUCAAACUGACCAGAGAAGAGUGUGUGUCUUCAUUUCAAUUAUAUUAUU
Molecule: messenger RNA, 1537 nt
Organism: Schistocerca serialis cubense
Lineage: Eukaryota; Metazoa; Arthropoda; Insecta; Orthoptera; Acrididae
Product: longitudinals lacking protein, isoforms A/B/D/L-like
Exons: 2
Coding region: 841-1206 (121 amino acids)
Source: RefSeq, a predicted model, not a curated record